UUAUUUUGUUCGAAGCUUUUCCUACUUACAUAAGAUUUGCAUUAAUUUUCAUGUACAUAUUUAAUCAAAUGUUGUCUGCAGUUUUAUAUUUCAGUAUCUAAUCACAUCUACACGACUGAAAUAAUGGCUUCGUUAGUAGAUAUUCCUGUUGACUAUCAACAAAGUUUAAUUGAAUUCUCGACAUCUUUGUAUCAAGGAUUAAACAAGCAAGAGAGUGUAUGUAUGUCACCAUAUAGCAUCACAGCUGCGUUUCUAUUGUUGAUGAUUGGAGCAAGCGGACGAUCAAAGCAACAAAUAUCAUCUGCUCUUUUUCAAAAUAGCAUAUUUUCAGAGGAGGAAAAGUUAAAAUAUCACAAGUCACUUGAUAGCUAUAUAAUUGAACAAGCUGGUGUAAAUGUUAGUUUAGCUAGUGCAAAUAGGCUUUUUGUAAACAACCAAUUCACAGUAUUGCAAAAUGUCAGAGAAAAAGCGAAGCAAUAUUUUGGAGCUGAUAUAAGUUUAAAAGAUUUCACUAAACCCAAGGCAUCUGCAUAUAUGAUGAAUAGAUGGGUGUCAAAACAGACAAACGGUAAAAUAAAGGAUUUAAUCAAAGAGAAAUGGUUGGAUUCAAAUACAGUAAUGUUCAUAAUAAAUGCCAUAUAUUUUAAAGCAACGUGGGAGAAGCAAUUUUCACCGAAACACACAAGAAAAGGAAAGUUUUACCUCCCUUUCAACAAAACAAUUGAAAUUGACAUGAUGAACAUACAAAUAGCUGUUCCAUAUUUCCAAGGACAAGACUUCUCCGUUAUAGCGUUACCAUUCAAGGGAGGAAAUUUUGAUAUGGUCUUUAUCUUACCAGAUGAAAAAGUGGGGCUCCAGAAUAUUGAAACUAAAAUUACACCCAAAUUCCUUAAAACGAUUUCCACUGGAUUGAAAAGCAGAUUUACUAGUAUCGCCAUUCCAAAAUUUAAAUUACAGUCUGAGUUUGAUCUAAAAACAGAAUUACCAAAAUUUGGAGUUACAGACAUUUUUGACGAUUCUAAAGCUAACUUUACCGAUCUUAUUGUGGAGAAAAUUCCCGGGUUAUACGUCAUGUAUGCUGUUCAUAAAGCCGUCUUCAACGUGAACGAAGCAGGAGUUGAGGGAGCAGCUGGCACAGUCUUUGGAGUUGGUUUUAAAAGUGGUGGUCAUUUUACAGCAAAUAGACCGUUUUUGUUUUAUGUACGAGAUGUGAAAUCUGGUCUCAUCUUGUUCAUUGGUCGAUUUCAUCCACAAGUCAGAGCUGGAUGAUUAUUAUCAACUAAACAAUAAUAAUUUUCACAAACAAAUGUACGUUACCAAAUUCAUAAACAGAUCGAGACUUCACUGUUUGCUAUUAAAGCAUCACAUACAUUUUGAUGUAAAAACGUGUUAAGUCAUCUUUUAUUCAAUUUAAAAAGGUCCUUUUAUAAUGUA
This is a messenger RNA of Mytilus californianus (California mussel), 1434 nucleotides long. RefSeq names its product antithrombin-III-like. Gene Ontology annotation, molecular function: serine-type endopeptidase inhibitor activity. The coding region runs from base 124 to 1269 and encodes 381 amino acids. NCBI's taxonomy places the organism in Eukaryota, Metazoa, Mollusca, Bivalvia, Mytilida, Mytilidae. Gene Ontology annotation, biological process: negative regulation of endopeptidase activity. The record is from RefSeq and is a predicted model, not a curated record. The transcript has a single exon.